AUGUUACAUAAUGACGAGGGGGCGGGAGGGCGCGCGGGCCAGCACGUGGGGGGAGGAGCGUACCCUUGUCCCCAUUGGACGUAUGAGGGAUUAAGGAGCGCAUUGGGAAUAUCCCGGCCUCACACGGGGUCAAGCGGGGCCAUUCCCGACGGGAGGAACACCGGGAUCCAUCCCUCCCUCCCUCCCUCCGCAGGUCCCCACGGGCAGCACCAUUGGGCCGAGGGGCACCCGGCGUGCGGGGGCCGGGCUCAAUCCCCCAUCGACAUCCGGACAUCGGGGGUGCAAACGGACCCUUCGCUGCCCCCCAUCAGCCCCGAGGGCUACGAGAGCCCCGGGGCCGCGCUGCUGGCGCUGAGCAACAACGGGCACACGGCGGUGCUGGAGCUGCCGCCGGCGCUGCGGCUGCGGGGGCUCCCCCGGAGCUUCGCCGCGGAGCAGCUUCACUUCCACUGGGGAGGAGGCGGAGGGAGCGGAGGGGCCGAGCAUGUGGUGGAUGGGCACCGGGCGGCGGCGGAGAGCAUGGGAAUGCACGUGGUGCACUACGAUGCUGAGCGCUACGGCAACGCCAGCGAGGCGCAGCACCACAGCGGGGGCCUGGCUGUGCUGGGGGUGCUGCUGGAGGUGGGUCCUGCCCCACACCCAGCCUACGCCAACAUCCUGCAGCACCUGGGCAGCAUCCGCUAUGCUGGGCAGAGGACCUCCAUCCCCCCGUUCAGCAUCCGGGACCUGCUGCCCCCCCGCCUGGAUCUCUAUUACCGCUACAACGGCUCCCUCAGCACCCCCCCCUGCUUGCAGGGCGUCCUCUGGACCCUCUUCCAGGAGCCCGUCCGCAUCAGCCAGGCCCAGGUA
Molecule: messenger RNA, 849 nt
Organism: Pezoporus occidentalis (night parrot)
Lineage: Eukaryota; Metazoa; Chordata; Aves; Psittaciformes; Psittacidae
Gene: CA14
Product: carbonic anhydrase 14
Exons: 7
Biological process (GO): one-carbon metabolic process
Cellular component (GO): plasma membrane
Molecular function (GO): carbonate dehydratase activity; zinc ion binding
Source: RefSeq, a predicted model, not a curated record